GAUCCAGCCUGAUGACCCGAACCAGCCUGAUGACCCGAUCCAGCCUGAUGACCCGGUGUUCAUGAUCCAGCCUGAUGACCCGAUCUAGCUGGUGACUCGGUCCGGCCGUGUUUGCCUCGGUGCCCGUGGUCCGGGCCUGGUGCCUCGGUGCCUGUGGUCCGGCCUGGUGUCUCAGUGCCGCUUUUCUGCCAGAUGACUCGGUGCCCGCUGUUCUGCCAGAUGACUCGGUGCCCGCUGUUCUGCCAGAUGACUUGGUGCCCGCUGUCGAGCUUGGUGACUCGGUGCCCGCUGUCGUGCCAGAUGACUCGGUACCCGCUGUCGUGCCAGAUGACUCGGUGCCCGCUGUCGUGCCAGAUGACUCGGUGCCCGCUGUCGAGCUUGAUGACUCGGGUACCCGCUGUCGUGCCAGAUGACUCGGUGCCUGCUGUCAUGCCAGAUGACUCGGUGCCCGCUGUCGAGCUUGGUGACUCGGUGCCCGCUGUCGAGCUUGUGACUCGGUGCCCGCUGUCGAGUUGGUGACCCAGUGCCCGCAGUUCUGCCAAUACUCGGUGCCCGCUGUCGUGCCAGAUGACUCGGUGCCCGCUGUCCGUGCCUAGAUGACUUGGUGCCCGCUGUCGAGCUUGGUGACCCAGUGCCGUUUCUGCCAGAUGACUUGGUGCCCGCUGUCGUGCCAGAUGACUCAGUGCCCGCUGUCGUGCCAGAUGACUCGGUGCCCGCUGUCGUGCCAGAUGACUCGGUGCCCGCUUUCGAGCUUGGUGACCCAGU
Staurois parvus is the source of this 765-nucleotide messenger RNA. The record is from the annotation of a GenBank genome assembly. Lineage: Eukaryota; Metazoa; Chordata; Amphibia; Anura; Ranidae.